This is a messenger RNA of Zootermopsis nevadensis, 3859 nucleotides long. The record is from RefSeq and is a predicted model, not a curated record. Lineage: Eukaryota; Metazoa; Arthropoda; Insecta; Blattodea; Termopsidae.
UGGUUGAUAAAUGCUAUGAUGAUUGGCUCGUGUAAGGAAACCAAUUAGAUUACAGAAUUCAAAGCUUCCGUUGAAACGGUCUGAUAUUGUCGUGGUACGCAUUUGUGGAAUGUAACGUGUUUUGUAAAUAACAAGGAGCAAUUUAAGUAUAUUUCAGAGUGUACAAUGGAAGAUACCUCAAGCAAUGUUUCAUACCUUAAUCCAAGAGACCCCAGUAUAUAUCUAGGAAAAAGAUUAUUUGAAGUUAAACGGACAAAUUUACUGUCUCUUUUUGGAGAUGAAGUAGAAGAACAUACUGUUUCAAAAAAUGCAAAGGUGAAAGUGUAUCUCAGAAUAAAGCCAACAAAGAAUGAUACUGCACCGAUUUUGGCUCCACCUCAGGAUCGAUCAUUUGAAGUUAAGGGUUCCCAUACUUUGUUAGUAAGAUCUCUGAAAGAUCCCAUGGUUCAUGAAUUCAAAUUUACCAAAAUAUUCAUGGGUAAUACAAGUCAGGAAAAAGUAUACACUGAGUGUGUUCAUGAUUUGGUAAAGGACUUUGUCAAUGGACAAAAUUGCCUCCUUUUUGCAUAUGGAACAAGCAGUGCUGGAAAAACUUACACUGUUCAGGGAACUUCUCAAGAACCUGGUAUUAUUCCACGGGCAAUUAAUGUCCUGUUUAACAGCAUUCGUGGAAAGGAAAGUCACAGCUGUAGGUUCAAACCAGAUAUGGUUAGCAGAGUUGUGGAACUUGAUGACAAGUCAGUGAGCCAAGAAAUUUCAUACAAACAACAGAUAAUGGCUUGGUCACAAGAUAAGUACAAUGUAUUCAAUUCCCAGAUCUCUGAAACAAGCGUAGACAGGCGAUCAGACUUCACAUCCACCGCUAUUGACAGGCAAUGUCCUGACUUUGUCUCAAACAUAUUCCGUGAUAUGCAAACACAACUAAGCGAGUCUUCACUUGUAGCUAUAGAAUCUGAAGAAGUUGUUUUCUCAAUUUGGGUUUCUUUUGCUGAAGUGUAUAAUGAAAAUGUAUAUGACUUGUUAGAACCAAUGGAACUGAAGAAACAAAAGAGACAAAACUUAGUAUUAGGUGAAGAUAAAAAAGGCCAAGUUUAUAUUAAAGGGUUGCGACAUAUCUGUGUUAAUUCUGGUGAUGAAGCUUACCAGGUUAUGUUGUAUGGACAACAUAAUUUGAAAUUUGCUCCAACAGGCUUGAACAGUGUGUCAAGUAGGUCUCACUGCAUUUUCACUCUGAAACUUCUACAGCAUGUCAGAAGUGAACACCCAAAAUUUGUUCGAGUGAGCAUGUUUUCAUUUUGUGAUCUUGCUGGUUCUGAGCGUGCCAAACACACCCAGAAUGUUGGUGAACGAUUGAGGGAAUCUCAGAAUAUAAACACUUCUCUACUUGUUCUUGGAAGAUGUCUGAUGACAAUUAGGAAAAAUCAGAUGUACAAAGUCAAGAAGUUGAUUCCAUUUAGAGAUUCGAAGCUCACAAGACUCUUUCAAAGGGCGUUGAAUGGGAAGGAGUCUCUGGCAAUGAUUGUGAAUGUGAACCCUACUCCAGUUUUACAUGACGAAACUUUCAGUGUUUUAAUGUUUUCAGCUAUAGCAAAACAGAUAUCUAUUCUGCCAGUCAGACAUAAGAAACGCCUUCCCAGAUCAUCACGUUUCUCACAGUAUGUCUCUAAGAACUCAACUCUUUCAUCAAACUUCACCUGUGAAGGAGAUACGACUGCUUCAUCGCUAACAAGCAAUAGAGAUUAUCAACAAUUGCACAGUCAAAUUGAGACCCUUAUAAAUAAAGUUGGUGAACUCAAAAAACAAUUGGCAUUGGAGCGUUCUGAGAAACUGGCCUUAGAAACUGAAGUGAGACGAGAGCUGUGUGAUUACUUCUCCAAUAUGAUGGUUGAAGCACAAGCAGAGUGGGAGUCUCAACUGGAAAACACACAACAACGGUAUGAGCAAAUGGGUGACUGGAGAUUGCGCAAAUUGGAGGAAUACUAUGAACAGCAGCAAACAAGAAAAAGACAUUGUGCUGAUUCCUCCGAAGAUGUGGACUGUAUAUUGCAGGAUGCUGACACAGAAGUGACAUGCUUGACAGAGAAACAUCAUGUAGCAAAUGAAUUGCUUAAGGCAUCUCACAAGGAAUGCCAUGAACUCUCAGAAAAAAACUCCAAGUUGAUGUUUGAAUUAUCACAUUGCAAGUCAUCUCUGAAGUAUGCAGAGAGACUUAAGGAGGCUGCCCAAGCUGCUUGUAAGGAUGGGGAUGGAAGUGUUCUAAUCAGUGAGUUUGAAAGUCAGUUGUCAAAAAUGAAGGAAGAGCUCUUCGAAAAACAGGGCAGAAUUAAGGAAUUGGAAGAUAUUCUGGAGGAUGCAAAGGCAGACUGUAAGCAGCUUGAAGAUGACUUGGAAGCAACAGAAAAGGAAAGAGAUGCCCUUGAUCUAAAGCUUGCAGAGAAGGAAAGUGAACUUGGACGCAGUUUGGAUGCUUUGAGUGAUAAACAGCACAUAUUGGACAAGCAGUUGCAUAGCCUAGACGAGAAGGACGAGUGCAUUGAAAUUCUGGAAAAGCAACUAAAAGAGCUGCAAGAGAAGUAUGAUGGUGACAUGAAAACCAUGACAUUGAAAAAUGAAGAACAAGACAAAGAACUGAAAACAUUAUUAAAGGACAAUAAAUCAUUAAAAUUAUUUAUGGCAGAUGUACUGAAAAAACAAGAGGAAAACAACAAUAAGAAUGAACAUAAUCUUCAAGAAUUGGAAAAUAAAUUAAAGGAAUCUGAAGAUAAAGUUCUGCAGACACAGGAACUGGUACAAAUCCACCAGAAAAAAAUUCAAGAUCUACAUUUCAUAAAAGACAGUUUGGAGAACAAGCUCGAUGCUCUUGAAAAGGCUGAAGAGAAUUCAAUAAAAGAAACUAUAAGUGCUCAGAAUUCUGCAGAGGAAUAUCGUAAAAAAUUAGAAGAAAGUACUUCAUUAUCGCAGAAGGAAAUCACAAAAUUAAAAGUACAACUGCAGACAUGCAUGGACAAUGCAGAAUUUGUAAGAUCACUGAAGGAGGAAUUGGAGAGCAAGUCAUUAAAAUAUAAACAACUUGAAAAUGAAAACGAAUCUCUUAAGCGGUCCCUUGACAUUAAGGAAACUGAACUGGACCAUUUCAAGGAAAACAGAGAUCAUUUACUAAAGACAUAUGAAAACAUGUUAAAGAAGGAAAAGGAAGAAACAGAGAGAUGCAAGCACGAUGUUCAAUGCUACCAGCAGAUGUUCCUUAAGAAUACACCCACUCCCAAUAAAAGUCAAUAUGAGGAGAAAAUACGGAAGCUAAAAGAUUAUUUGACUGAGAGGGAUCUGGAGUUGAAAACUUGUUAUGUUAAGUUGCAUAAACUAGAAGAAAUAUCCAAUAAGAGUGAAUACCAAGAUGUGACACAAAACAGUGAGAUGCAAGCUGCAGUUCCUUGUCACUCACAAGUCAGCCGCAGACAGCGAUCUAAUCAGACCCGCAAGAAGGCUGUUGAUGAAAAUUCUCAUCCUAAUCUUGCCAGCCUGGAAAAGAAACCUACUUCAAGAAUACAGUCUGAUAGUGUAGGCAAGAAACAAGGUUGCAGCAAUAGUUCUAAGUCCAGGAGUCGGCGCAAGAAUCUGUUCUCGUGUAAUCUGGAUGAAACAUCAGAGUUUACACCAGUUGAAACAGAAGAAAUUCCACGUUCUUUGUCACCAAGAAGAUUACUGAGAAGUCGUCGCGUUUGAUCCAGCUGGGAGAAGAGUUGCUGUUGAAUUAUUUUUAUUUAUCCCUUGACAGUAUUUUUUAUAUAUUCCAAUUUUAUUGUAUUCACAGUUGUAAAAUAUUUUAUUGUUUUUUAAAAUAAAAUUGAAUGUCUCACUA